Ailuropoda melanoleuca (giant panda) is the source of this 5918-nucleotide messenger RNA. RefSeq names its product transmembrane protein 229B (gene TMEM229B). The coding region runs from base 2197 to 2793 and encodes 198 amino acids. The record is from RefSeq and is a predicted model, not a curated record. The transcript is spliced from 5 exons. NCBI's taxonomy places the organism in Eukaryota, Metazoa, Chordata, Mammalia, Carnivora, Ursidae.
CUGCCAUUCCUUUCUACUUCGGAAGCCCCACCUUCAGAACACACUGGAUUAGCCAUUUCUGACUGCUUCCGCAGUCGAAUUUGAAUGAUGAAUGCUUUCUAACUGGUUCAUUCAUUCACUGUUUCCUUUCAGUUUCUAAGAGGCACCCCAUCACGUGAGUUUCUGGAAUGGUCCGUCUCCAUUAGAAAGGUCACUCACCCUGAGUUUUCGUUAAGGCCUCGAUAACAGCCCUGAGGAUCUAGGGAUGCCAGCCAAGAAGGAGAUGGAAGAGUCACAAAGAGAAGAUUAUUUUCUGGACUUCUGAAGGGUGAUUCAUGCUUCAAGAUAAAAUGUGCCUCCUGGGCUCCACGGUUUCAGCGCACAGGCAGUGGAGGGACGGGCCCGGGUGCAGCGAGAAGCCCACCUUAUAGACAAUAAUCAAUAUACUUCGGAGCAGUGGUGGGCACCUAUUUUUAGCCUACUGCCAAACCCUACCUUCUUUUUUAUAGCUGUCCUUGGCCAGAUCCCAUUCUAGUCUGUAGGUUCCCCCUCCCUCUCAUUCCCAAUCCAAAAAGCCUUUCAAAAGCCAGGAGUAAGGCAGCCAGGGCAUUGGUCUGACUUUCAGCUCCCUCUUAAAACAAAUAUGGACAAGAAAUAUUGUCAGCACUGGGUAACACAAGGAGCAGCUCCAGAUUUUUGUUUUUGUAACUGUUUUUGCCUGCUACAAACAGGGGGUGACUUUCUUACACUGACCUGUAGGUGCCUUACAGCUUUCAUAGAGCCCGCACAGUUUCUAGCACACAGGGAGUGCUUGUUAAAUCAUCAGUUGUGGUACUUGGAUGUGAUCAGAUACUCAGAUUUCUAGGUCAUUGGGCAAUGAUGUCGUUUGUGCAAGAGCCGAUGGUUGGCAAAGGCUUCCAGAAUCAGGAAAUCUUGGAUCCCUCCCUGAUUCGCUUGUGUGACCUUGGACAGCCGAUUUCAGCCCUCUGAGCCUUAAUUCCAUAAAUGCAGCUUCAGCUGGCUUCUGAGAUCAUAACAAUGAUAACAGUGACAGCCAUCAUUUAUUAAAGACUUAUUGUAUGCCAGGCACUGGACUAAUCACUUGACAUAUGUUCUCUUUCUCUCACAGCAAUGAGAUAGCUACUAUUAAUUAUCCCCAUUUUACAGCUGGAAAAACUGAGGCUCUGAAAGAUAAAGUGAUUGCACAUGUCACACGACUAGCAAGUAUCCACAAACUGGGAUUUGAACUGGGAUCUGUCUGAUUCUGUUGUGUUCUGUAACCUUGGAUCAGGGGAUGGAACAAGUGUCAAGGAGAAGGUAAACGGGAAGAUAAUGUCAGUAAGAUAGAAGAGGGAGAGCUAAUGUGGAUUAAACACAGCUAGUUAAAAGGAGAUGGAAUUACAGAGUCUUAUUUGAAAAACAACAUCCCAAUGAAUGUUCGGGAAGGAGAGAGAGGUUGGUACCCUGCACUGAGGAAGUAGACCAGAUGGCCUGGGAGUUACUAUAAGGGGAACAGACUUUCUGCUUGGCAUAGGAAUGUAUCUCAUAAACCCCAUUUCAUUUUGAUGCCAAAAUUUUUCUCUCGUUGAACAGACUCUCUGGGCAGCAUUUUUCUUUCUGUCACCCUACUGCCACUAGUCAUAAUGGCUUAUCUUUGCAGAUUCUUCACUCCAGACCUCAUCCUCCAACCUACUUUCUGGGCCUUCCCUGCUGAUCAUUAGAGUCCAGCUGUGGAGACCUGAUUCUGACUAUGGGGUCCCAGGCAAGUUAACUCUAAGGCUCUUCUACCAUUUUGAGGUGUUUGUGGAAGAGGAAUGAAGGUGGAGGUGGUGGCCUGGGGAGGGACACAUGGAAGCCUCCGGCCCACCAGCCAAGGAUCAGCUGAGCCCUGGGGCUGAUGCUUGCCCCCACUGCUGAGAUUGACACCAAGGCCCAGCCAGGCACCAGGACAAAGGUUAACCCGGGACACUCCUGGACAGUGAGCCUGAUGUCUGUUCUGAGCCGUGCACUCGGAGGUCUGAUAUAGCAGUUGAAGACAAAUGCGACCACAACGAGCUACCACUUUACACCCAUUAGGAUGGACAUCAUCAAAAAACCAGAAAAUACCAAGUGCUGGCAAGGAUGUGGUGAAACUGGGAGCCUUGUGCAUUGCUGGUGGGAAUGUAAAAUGGUGCAGCUGCCGUGGAAAACAGCAAGGCCAUUCCUCAGAAAAUAAACAUGGAAUCACCAUGUGAUCCAGCAAUUCUACUCCUGGAUAUAAAUCCAAAAGAACUGAAGCAGAGACUAGAACAGCCAGCCCCGCCCGGCACCAUGGCGUCGGCCGAGCCCCUGACGGCGCUGUCGCGCUGGUACCUGUACGCCAUCCACGGCUACUUCUGCGAGGUGAUGUUCACGGCGGCCUGGGAGUUCGUGGUGAACUUUAACUGGAAGUUCCCGGGGGUCACGAGCGUGUGGGCGCUCUUCAUCUACGGCACCUCCAUCCUCAUCGUGGAGCGCAUGUACCUGCGCCUGCGUCGCCGCUGCCCGCUGCUCCUGCGCUGCCUCAUCUACACGCUCUGGACCUACGUGUGGGAGUUCACCACCGGCCUCAUCCUGCGCCAGUUCAACGCCUGCCCUUGGGACUACUCCCAGUUCGACUUCGACUUCAUGGGCCUCAUCACCCUGGAGUACGCCGUGCCCUGGUUCUGCGGGGCCCUCAUCAUGGAGCAGUUCAUCAUCCGCAACACCCUCCGCCUCCGCUUCGACAAGGACGCCGAGCCGGGGGAGCCGGGGGGCCCCCUCGCCCUGGCCAACGGCCACGUCAAGACAGACUGAGUGGGGCUGGGGGUGGGGCCCGGGGCUCGCUCAUGGACCGGUGGGCGGCGGUACCAAGCUGGUGGGGUUACGUCUUCUGAACAGCACAAGCCCUGGCCCGGGACCGGCCUCAGCCCCCUAGGGCACACGCGACGCCCCCCUAACCCCAGCACCCUCCGCUGGGGCGGGGCCGGGGGGGGCGGAGGCCCUCUGGGAAGGGGCUGUGGAUCUCUGCCCAGCUCGGAGGCUGGGGCCCGAGGCCUGUGGCUAAGCAGCGGCUGGAUCACCCGGGUGACUUUGGAAGCAGCAGGCCCUGUCCUGGCUGUGGGGCUCUGAGAAUGGGGCAGAGGUGGGAGGCAAGGCCUGGGGAGGCUUUGGGCUGCUACCUGGCCUCCUCCCUCUCACCUGGUUUAGGUGGACUUUGGCUGGUUCCAUUAGGCAAUAUUCAGGUGCUUGCUUGCAACCGAUACCUCCCUGGGGGCCUGCUGGGCUGCAGCCUAAGGAGAGACUGGGCAGCCAGGAGGCUGCUUGGCAGCAGUGCUGGUAUGCAAGGGCUGGAGGCCUUUCCUUGGCUCCUCUCCCCUCCCCCAGGGCUCCCCCGUUCCCUUGGCGUUCUGGGGGCCCCCCUGGUGCUGGAUUCCCACCAACCUUGGGCUUUUGGAGGUUUCAAUCCCUGUGUGUUCGGUGGCGUUUCCCCCUUUUCUCUCUUAUUUUCAAGACCUUUACCACUAGCAGCCCCUUUAUCCAUGUCAGUCACCACACCCCUCCCUUCCCCAACUCCCUGGCCAAAACAGCAGCUGCCAGAGAUAGAGCCCUGAGAUGGACCCUGCCACCCUCUUGCGACUUUCCUUCCACUGUGUCUGCUGCCUGAUGACUGGGAAGCUCCCCUUUUACACUCCCCACCUGUCUGGUGGGCUGUGGCAGUGCCCCCUCCCCACAGUGCCCGGGUGAAUUGAAUGAUACCCUCCCCAACAACAGUCAGGCCAAGAUGCACCCCCUCAGAUCCACAGUGGGGACCUAGAGACAAAUCAGUUUAAGGGAGUUGGGGGGGGGGUGGAGAAGGCAUUUGGUUUCUUUUCAAGCCAGUCACAGUCAAUAGAGCUUUCUAGGGAUUGGAGGAGCAAGCAUCCUGUGUUGGAGACCCAUGCAGAAUGAGUGAGGGAGAAAAAGAAAAUAGGCUUUCAGCUUUGCGAGGGUCUUUGGAGCAUCCUUAGUGGGAAGCGAUCAGCUGGUUCUGCCAUAGCCCCAGCCCUGCAGCAAAACCUCUUCAGGGCUACCCCCGUCCCACCCCUCCCAAGCAAGGCUGACCUUUCGAGCUUACUCCUUAAACAGUAUUGACCCUGCCAUGCUCACGGGCCUUGUCAUCUUGGUUGCCCCCCGCUUCCUCUGUGACAGGUCUGUUGCUGGCGGUGGACAGGUGAAAUCCGCACUCCAGCCCACUUCUGGCUCUGCCCCCACUCCCUGAGGGGAGCGGUCCAUCAGAACGCAGCCUAUUCCAUGGUACAUGGUCUCAUCUUGACCACACUAGGACUCUUAGAUAGAAAUUAGCCUGUCCCUUUUUACAGAUCAUAAAAAAAAUGAAAAUACCAUCUGUGGAGAGAAUCUCCUCUUCCUUGCCCUGCUGCUCCACCUGGACUGCGCCAGGGUAGCACCAGCCAGGGUGUGAGCCAGGGCCGGUGGGCUGGGGAUGGGCAGGAUGGGGAGAAAGGCUGGGAGACUCUGCCUUUGACAGGGUUGUUUUGUGUAACUGACCCUGUCCAGGACAGGAGGAAGGGCAUUUCCCAGCCUCUGUGUCCCGGCCAGGCUGCUCAAAUCCAGGCACAAACUACAUUCUGCAGGGGCCAGACCUACCUUUGUUUUUACUGUGGCCCCAAUUCCAGGGCUUUGGGGCAUGCAGGGAUUCGGGUUUCCAUUUACAGGUGGAAGGGAUUCCAGAGGAAAAAUAUAGUCUGAAUUCCCUGUCCCCUCUGGGAAAUGAUUUCCUUGGCCUUGUCCCCUAACUCUGUGAUAUCUCAGUUUUCUGGACCCCAACACCCUUCCAGGCCCCCCACAUGGGCCCCUAGACCACACCACCCACCUUAGACCGCCCCUCCCAUGACUGAAUCUGUGGGCAGCUUGUCGGUGUCUGCUGGCACAGGGCCUCCAUAAUUCUCAGCCAGAGCAAGUCCCUGUGUGGCCCAUCGGGUCUGGCCACUCCAGAUGUUGCCCCACAGGCAUUCCCUGGCACCCUUUUCUCGGGGGCCUACAGACUCCCAAGGACAGGAGGUCCUGCAGUAAACCUGCCUGCCUGAUAAGUGCAGAGCGCUGUUUUUCUGCUUCAUGCAGGUGCCCCGUGGCUUUACUGUCCCUCAUAGGGCACAGAGUCCCCAGCGAAGGGAGGCAACAAUCCAGGGCUUGAGCUCAGGGUCUGCAGGCUCAGAAUUCACCAGGGGUGGCCCAGACUUCAACUCUUGCUUUUUUGGGUAUCUUCAGGGCCCUCAUCCCUUAGUGCCCAGGCACCCCAGCUCUGCCAAGCAGUGAGGGUGCUGGCAGGAAGAGUCUGCUGGCUGUGUGUGAACCUCUGGUGUCCUGGGUCUCUCUCCACUGGACGUGGCAGCAUUUUUGAGUUACGGAUUGCCACGUGCUGCCUUGCAUGGUUGAACCGCUUCUGAGGUCUGCUAGGCAUCCUGUCCCUUGUUCCCUGUCCCCUCUGUUGCCAGUGAGUCACAAUGGCCUAUGCUUAUCUACAGCAAUAAUACAUAGGGAGUGCCCAUGAAAUCCUCUUGUCCUAGUCCCUCACUCUCUGCAUGGGUCUCCUGGGGGAGGCAGUGCUGAGUGGGUCAGUUCCUGAGGACCUGCACUGAUGGAGCUCUGGGCUGCGCAGAUAUCAUCAUGGGGGAUGCAGAAAGGAGGGAGGCCCGGCCCCCGAGCUAUGGCUAAGGCAGGGAGGAUACCUUCCACCCUGAGGCCACCCCAGACCCGGAGGAGCUGCUGGCCCCGGCUCUCCCACUUGGAAGUGGGUGGGACUGUCUCCCAACCGCAGCAGCUCUUCAGAAGGACACAUGACUGGUUUGUGCACCCAUCGCCUGCUCUGUCUCCAUCGGUCUCUUUGUCUGUUCCUUUUCACAUUCGUGCACAUCAAAUAUACUGGUGUUCGUGUUCCAGGA